AUGUCGCAGAAACUGCAAGAUCCAAAGGAAUACCAAAACAUUUUCCACUGGGCGGAAACCCAAAAGAAUGGCACAAUCCCAUCGUUUGCAGUGAGAAAGAAUGAUCCUUAUCAAUAUCAACCAGGGUUCAAUAAUCAUUUCGAAUCGCAAGCUAUACCUGGGGUAAUUCCACAAGGACAAAACAGUCCGAGGGGCGUCCGGUAUGGCCUGUAUACCGAGCAGAUGACAGCAUCAGCCUUUGUGGCGCCUCGUCAUCGAAACAAAAAAGCGUGGUUGUACCGAGCUCGUCCGGCUGUGGCACAUCAAGGAUUCACAGACUUGCCUGACAACAAGAAUACGGAGUCUAAUUUCUUGCCCAUGAACUCGAGGGUACAUGUCUCUCCGACACAGCUUGCAUGGCUGCCCUUCGAUAUCCCUACCGAAAAGGUAGAUUUUGUCGAUGGUCUAGCAACGAUCGCUGGCUCGGGUGAGCCUACCUUGAGAGAAGGAAUCGCAACGCAUGUCUAUCUAGCCAACGAGAGCAUGCACAAGAAGGCAUUCGUUAACUCCGAUGGUGAUUUCUUGAUCGUUCCUCAACAAGGUGCUCUGGGCAUUCAAACAGAAUUUGGACCUUUGUACGUGCAACCCGGCGAGAUCUGCGUCAUUCAACGAGGCCAGCGCUUCCGUAUCAGCGUUGAGGGGCCUUCAAGAGGUUACAUCCUGGAGAUAUGGGGCGCUAAUUUCGAGCUUCCCGAGCUCGGUCCGCUCGGCGCAAAUGGACUGGCUAAUCCACGAGACUUUCUGCAUCCUUGCGCCAAGUAUGAGAUCACCCACGAUGACCCGUGGUCAAUCGUAUACAAAUUGGGAGGCAAGUUUUUCAGAAGCACACAAAACCACUCGCCUUUUGACGUGGUCGCAUGGCAUGGAAAUUACGUGCCGUACAAGUACGACUUGACUAAAUUUGUGAAUGUCGGCUCGAUAUCAGUGGAUCACAUUGAUCCCUCCAUAUUUUGUGUACUGACUGCACGUUCACGGGAUCCAGAUGCCCCCUUGGCAGACUUCCUUAUCUUCUCUCCCCGGUGGGAUGUGGCGUCGCAUACCUAUCGACCACCUUAUUAUCAUCGUAAUGUGGCCUCGGAAUUGAUGGGUCUUGUUUAUGGAGAGUAUGGUGGUAGAUCAGAUGAAUUUCAGCCCGGCAGUGUCUCCUUCGAAUGUGGAAUGGUUCCGCACGGCGUCGCUUACGAAGAAUUCAAAGCAGCAAGCGAGAACGAAGUCCCACAGAUGCAAAUAUCGAAGGGCUCUAUCGCGUUCAUGUUUGAAAGUAGCCGACCAUUCACCAUUACAGAUUGGGCCUGGAACAGCAACAAGAAACAUGAGCAUGAGCCUAAAAUGUGGGACAAUCUAGUGAACAACUUCUCGGAGUUUCAGCUGAACAACAAAAGUCUAUCGAACGGCAAUCAGAACGGGUCUUGA
Molecule: messenger RNA, 1452 nt
Organism: Lithohypha guttulata
Lineage: Eukaryota; Fungi; Ascomycota; Eurotiomycetes; Chaetothyriales; Trichomeriaceae
Exons: 3
Coding region: 1-1452 (483 amino acids)
Biological process (GO): L-phenylalanine catabolic process
Cellular component (GO): cytoplasm
Molecular function (GO): homogentisate 1,2-dioxygenase activity
Source: RefSeq, a predicted model, not a curated record